Molecule: messenger RNA, 3585 nt
Organism: Balaenoptera ricei (Rice's whale)
Lineage: Eukaryota; Metazoa; Chordata; Mammalia; Artiodactyla; Balaenopteridae
Gene: MCM10
Product: minichromosome maintenance 10 replication initiation factor
Exons: 20
Coding region: 444-3065 (873 amino acids)
Biological process (GO): DNA replication initiation; DNA replication
Cellular component (GO): replication fork protection complex; nucleus
Molecular function (GO): single-stranded DNA binding; DNA replication origin binding
Source: RefSeq, a predicted model, not a curated record
UGGACCAGAUUUUUGUUGGUUUGUUUUUCAGUCCCAUUAUCUCAACUGAACACGAGGUUGUAAAAUAACCAACCGAGCGAAAUUAUCAACCAGCCUGUUCAGACUUCUAUACAGUCAACCCAGCCACAGGCAAUCUGUGAGGGCAGGGGGAAGGUCUGCAGUGGGUUCCGCGGUUUCAGCCUCAAUGCGCAGGCUUCUCUGCGUCAAGCGUAAGAGAAAACGAGCCUCAGAACUGGAUGACACGGUCAGUGCCGGAAAGUGUCAGGAACUAACUUCUGACCUCCUAUGAAAAUACCGUACAGGGACAGUCCUACUUCCCGGCGCCGGUGGGGACGCUAGAACACUUACCGGAGGAAGCCAGCCAAGGUCCUGCAUUCCUGCCAUCUCCUGGGCGCACCUGUUCCUCCCUGACCGUUCUCCAUCUCCACUGUUCUCUUGACAGCAUGGAUGGGGAGGAGGAUGAUUUGUCUCUGCUGACCGCACUGCUGGAGGAGAAUGAGUCGGCCUUGGACUGUAAUUCAGAAGAGAGUCAGCCCUUGACCCAGGAAGAUGGUGAACCUGAUGCAUUCGAUGAGCUCUUUGAUGCUGACGGUGAUGGUGAAUCUUACACAGAGGAGGCUGAUGAGGGAGAAGUGGAAAAGGCUGAAGACCAAAAGGAGAAUUUGGAUGCUCUCUUUGGAGACAUGGAAGACUUAACAGAUGAGGAAGAAGCUCCUACAUCGCAAUCAACUAACCACAGGGCCCUCCCUGCUCCUGCUCCCAGUCAAGGGAAGACUCAUCAGGAAUUGCAAGAUGAAUUAAGGAAGUUGCAAGAGCAAAUGAAGUCCUUACAAGAACAGCUGAAACUAACGACAAUUAAACAGCCUGCAAGUCCAGCCCGUCUGCAUAAAACCCCAGAUAAGUCUCCACGUCCCCCUCUUAAGGAGAAGAAAGUUCAGAGAAUUCAGGAGUCGUCGUGCUUUUCUGCGGAGCUUGACGUCCCUACUCUACCAAAACCCAAGCGGGUGGCUCGGACACCAAAGGUUUCACCUGCAGAGCCCCAAAGCUCAUCUUUCAGGAUGACAAGUGCACCCUCCCAACCACUCCGAACGACUCCUGGAAACAAACCUGCUGGGAUGACGAGGGAUCAGAGUGCAGGGACCCCCAGGAGCUCUGGGGAAACAACUCAGACAGUCUCCGUGGAAGCCUUCUCUGGCCUGAGGCUCAGGAAACCUCGAGUAUCCUCCACAGAAAUGAACAAGAAAAUGACUGGCCGAAGACUGAUCAGACUAUCUCAGCUCAAGGAAAAGAUGGCAAGUGAGAAGCUGGAAGAAAUAGACUGGGUGACAUUUGGGGUUAUAUUGAAGAAAAUCACUCCACAGAGUUCUAACAGCGGGAAAACAUUUAGCAUCUGGCGACUGAAUGAUCUUCGUGACCUGACGCGGUACGUGUCACUGUUCCUGUUUGGAGAGGUUCACAAAGAACUCUGGAAGACUGAGCAGGGUACCGUCAUAGGGCUGCUCAACGCGAACCCCAUGAAGCCCAAGGAUGGUUCAGAGGAUGUGUGCUUAUCUAUUGAUCAUCCUCAAAAGAUCUUAAUUAUGGGGGAAGCUCUUGACCUGGGAACCUGUAAAGCAAAGAAGAAGAAUGGAGAACCGUGUACACAGACUGUGAAUUUGAAUGACUGUGAGUACUGUCAGUAUCACAUCCAGGCCCAGUACAAGAAGCUCAGUGCCAGGCGGGCCGACCUGCAGUCCACCUUCUCCGGCGGCCGAAUUCCCAAGAAGUUUGCCCGCAAAGGCAUCAGCCUGAAAGAAAGGCUGUGUCAGGAUGGUUUUUACUACGGAGGAGUUUCUUCGGCCUCGUAUGCAGCCUCAAUUGCAGCUGCUGUCGCACCUAAAAAGAAGAUUCAAACCACUCUGACUAAUCUGGUGGUUAAGGGCGCAGACUUGAUCCUUCAGGAAACUCAACAAAAACUCGGAAUACCCCAGAAGAGCUUGUCUUGCUCUGAGGAGUUCAGGGAACUGAUGGACUUGCCUACAUCUGGAGCCAGAAACUUGAAACAUCAUUUAGCCAAAGUCAAGUCAUCAGGGAUCAUGGGGAGCCCGAAACCUGCUUUCCAGUCUAUCUCGGCAUCAGCCCUCUUGAAGCAACAGAAGCAGCAUAUGUUAGAGAUGCGGAAAAAGAAAUCAGAAGAAAUACAGAAACGAUUUCUCCAAAGUGCGAGUGAAGUUGAGAGCCCAGCUGUGCCAUCCUCUUCUCGGCAGCCCCCUUCUUGGUCUCCACCAACGGGGGCUGAGUUCCCCAAGCUGAAAGGAGCCCCAGCCAUACAGAUGCCAAAGCUUGGAAGAGACAUCUCAGAAGGAGAUGAUGUCCUCUUUUUUGAUGAGUCACCACCACCAAGACCAAAACUGAGUGUGUUAGCAGAAGCCAAAAAGUUGGCUGCUAUAACCAAAUUAAGGGCAAAAGGCCAGAUUCUUACAAAAACAGACCCAAACAGCAUUAAGAAGCUAAAGGAACCCCAGGAUGUCCUGGAAGUGAAGGAACGCGUAGAAAAGAACAACACAUUUUCUCCUCAAGCUGAGGAUGAAUUGGAGCCUGCCAGGAAAAAAAGGAGAGAACAGCUUGCCUACCUGGAAUCUGAGGAUUUUCAGACAAUUCUAAAAGCAAAAUCGAGGCACACGGGGAUCCUAAAAGAGGCCGAGGCUGAGCUGCAGGAACACUAUUUUGAGCCCCUGGUGAAAAAAGAACAAAUAGAAGAAAAGAUGAGAAACACCCGGGAAGUGAAAUGUCGAGUCGUGACGUGCAGGACGUGCGCUUACACCCACUUCAAGCCUCUGGAGACCUGCGUCAGCGAGCAGCACAACUACCACUGGCACGACAGUGUGAAGAGGUUUUUCAAGUGUCCCUGUGGAAACAGAAGUGUCUCCCUCGACAGGCUCCCCCAAAAGCACUGCAGUAAUUGUGGCCUCUUCAAGUGGGAACGGGACGGAAUGUUAAAGGAAAAGACAGGUCCAAAGAUAGGAGGAGAAACCCUGUUACCAAGAGGAGAAGAACAUGCCAAAUUCCUGAAUAGCCUUAAAUAGCCCCGACUGCAAACAGGUACCCACAGCCUACGUUGCUUCUUGUGGUUCUGGAAAAGCAAGCGUAUUGGCUCUGAAUUGCCCGUGUUCCUGAUUGACACAGUCAGAACGAAUACUUGCUAAGCCUACAACUUUGCCUCCUUCCUCGGUUGUGUUGGUUUAACAUCAAAUUUAACAUUGACCUUUAAGUGGAAAUUCAAGGUAUCAUUGUCUUCCCUGUUCUUAGUACUGAUGGCAGAAUUCGCACAGUUUUUAUGCCCCAAACUGGAAGGUAGAUAGAGAGUUGUGCUUCUCUCCCUUGGGUUGUAGAGAAUGCAGUGUCGCUUCUUAAUCACAAUAAGGUUUUGGUAUUUAUAUGGACACCCAGAGACAAAGGAAUGAAUUUAGCUCAGGUAACCUGCCUAACUUCUGGGCUUCAGUUUCCUCAUAUGUAAAAUGAGGAAGGUUGGACUAAAUGAUCUUGAAGUGUGUCUUUGAGCACUCAAAGUCUAAAAAUAAUAUAAUGUUUUGCCAUCUAGAAAAU